Amphimedon queenslandica is the source of this 2095-nucleotide messenger RNA. RefSeq names its product tyrosine-protein kinase STK-like. Gene Ontology annotation, biological process: protein phosphorylation. The record is from RefSeq and is a predicted model, not a curated record. Gene Ontology annotation, molecular function: ATP binding; protein binding; protein kinase activity. NCBI's taxonomy places the organism in Eukaryota, Metazoa, Porifera, Demospongiae, Haplosclerida, Niphatidae.
AAGGAGCUUAUGAUUGUUGCAGAGGAGAUUGAAAUAUGUGAAGGAGAAUUAAUGAAGCUGAAUACUUACUACAAUGACAAAGAAAGUCUUCUUGCUAGGCAAGCAGCACAACUUAUAAUUUUAAAACAGAAACAAGGUACAUCACAUUAACUUAUAAUCAUCAAUUAUGAUAAUUUUAGAAUUUAUCAACAGUAGCAUGCAGGCAUCAGGUUUUAAAUCUAAAGUCAAACAAAUGGAAAGAGAAAAGGCUGCAAGUACAAAAAAGCGAAUGUUACUAAAAGAAAAUGAACAUUUACAAUCUACUCUGAGGAUCAGAAUAAGUCAAAAGGAAGUACUACAAGACAAUGAAAAGGAGAUUGGGAAACUACAGGAAAGUAUAUCAUCUAUUAGUGUAAAAUUGUUAGAAAUGCAAACUUCAAAUUCUUACACUAAAGAAGUGAAAUCCACACAGACAGUGCUAUCAUCCAAUGGAUCUAUCUGUGAAGCUCAAGAUGAUUAUAAUGACCCAGUUAUUUCAUUCAAAAAGGGUGAAUUAUUUAAGCUAAGUACUAAUGGACAUCAGAUGCAAUUACUGGAGACUGGACAGAAGAGAGUUGUUCCAAUGAAAUACAUUGGAUACUCAAGAGUAGAAUUGCUUUACUUGUUUCAGUUUGCAAUAACAAAGGAAGGAUUAUCCCUCCUGCCUGCUUUCCUUGAUGAUGAUGAAAAAGCAGAAGAUUUUGUACAAAAAAUUACCACUGAUGCUACUCUACUACAAUCAUUGAGGGAAUUGAUCACAAAGGAUAAAUUAUUUAAGGCUAGUUAUAAUUUUGAAGCACAAACCUCACAAGACUUAACUUUGAAGAAAGGAGAAGUACUUGAAGUUGUUAAAUAUGAAGGCGGGUAUUGGUGGUAUAUGCAUUCAUUUCAUACAGACAAUAAAGGAUAUGUUCCAAUUAAUUAUGUAACACCAAUUGAAGGAAAAUGCUCACCAAUGUACUACAAGUACAUCUACUAUCAUACAGUGAGUCGUGAUGAAGCAGAGGAAAGACUGAGUCAAGGAGACACUCAAGAAGGUACUUUCAUAAUUAGAGAGAGCAUACCUGGAACGAAUACUCUCUCGGUUAAAGGUGAAGUCACUAUCAGGCACUACCGUAUAUCCAUUGAGAAUAAUAAGUAUUAUAUAUACCCUCAUGUCAAGUUUGACUCACUCAAUGACCUGGUACGUCACUACAUGAUGAAAGCUGAUGGUCUGAUCUGCUCACUAACAGUUCCUAUACCCAAACAAGCAAACAUACCCGUUGCAAUGAAUAAAGAGUGGGAAAUUAACAAGUCACCAAUCAAGUUUGAACAAUGCAUACAUGCAGGACACUUUGGAGAGAUGUGGAAGGGUGAUUGGAAAGGCAUGGGGUCGGUUAUGAUUAAGACAAAUAUAGCAGCAAAUAUUACACAAGAAAUUAAUUUUAUUAAAGAAGCCAAAAUAAUGAAAAAACUUAAUUGGCAUCAAAAAAUCAUCAGCCUAUAUGGUUUUUGUACUGAAGACUAUCCAUUUUACAUUGUAACAGAGCCAAUCAAUGGAAACCUCAAAGAUUAUUAUUGUGCUACACCAACAGAGCUGGUGGAUAUCACUAUUCAAGUUAUUAAUGGUAUGAUUUAUCUAGGAGAACAGGAUUACAUUCAUUGUGAUCUAAGAGCCAUCAAUAUACUAUUAGGAGAUCAUAACACUGUCAAGAUAGCAAACUUUCAUCUUGCUCAACACCUCAAUGGCAAUAAAUACUGGACUGUUGAGAAAGGAACUAAGCUAGCUAUAAGAUGGACAGCACCUGAAGGAUACACUUUAAACCAACUGAGUAUUAAAUCUGAUGUUUGGUCAUUUGGUAUAUUACUAUGGGAACUGGCUACCAAAGGAAAGGAACCAUAUCCUGGUAUGACUAAUGAAGAAAUAAAGGAGGCAGUAUUAAAAGGUCAUCGUAUGUUCAUAUCCCGAGAUUGUUCUGAACCAUUCCCACAACUUAUGCUAAACUGUUGGAAGCAUAAUGAUGAUGAGAGGCCAAGCUUUAAAAAUAUUUUGGCCGAACUUAUUGAGCAUAGAUAGCAUUCAUAAUGUAUUUUUGUU